Molecule: messenger RNA, 1568 nt
Organism: Amphibalanus amphitrite
Lineage: Eukaryota; Metazoa; Arthropoda; Thecostraca; Balanomorpha; Balanidae
Exons: 9
Coding region: 72-1427 (451 amino acids)
Biological process (GO): sodium ion transmembrane transport
Cellular component (GO): membrane
Molecular function (GO): ligand-gated sodium channel activity
Source: RefSeq, a predicted model, not a curated record
UUGUCACGGCCGUCGAAAGGACGGAUCAGUGAGCACUGUAAUUCGAGGAUCAGUGCGGCUAAGGUGUCGGGAUGGACGCUCUGUCGGCGGCACGGCGAGUAACUCGUGUCACAUCCCUCUCCCGCGCCAUCCGUCUGGUGGUCUUCGCAGUCUGCCUCGUCGCCUUUCUGGGACUGAGCAGUUAUUGUCUUAUCAAGUAUAUGAGAAAAGAAACGGUGAAGACGUUCGAAGUGAACGAGUCAGCACCACAAGAGUUUGCUGUCACCAUCUGCAAAAUACAAGAGUCAAUCUUUAAAGAGGACGACUAUCUGCGUAUUACCGGCAGACCUCUGCGGAGCGGACUGGAGAACCCGACCGAGGCGCUGACGGCCGACUUUCCUUGGGGCUCGGCGGACCUGGAGGAGGCCGUGUGGAACAUGACCCACAGCUGGGGCGACAUCGUGCACAACUGUGCCGACUUCUACAAUAACGGCUGCAACAGGUCGGCGGUGACCAGUGACCUGUACCAGUACGGCGGCCAAUGUCACACCGUUCGCUACAGCGACGCGCUGGCCGAGGGUGUUCAGCGCGGCAUCUGGCUGGGGCUGCACAACCCCAACUGCACCAGCUGCGGCCGGCACCACUGGAACGUCUAUGUGCACUCCGUCAAAGACCACUACAUGGAUUGGGAGCACGUGUGGGCGCCGCCUCGCGCUCAGAUGGAGAGCGGGAAGGAGCAGAACUUCAUAGUGACGAGGAUCCUCGACAUCAGGCUGCCGAGCGACACUCACCCGUGCAACACGGACCCGACCUACUCGCAGCCAAACUGUAUCCGCCAGUGUCUGUUCUCGACGCUGGCGGAGCUCGGGCCCGGCUGCCGCCUGCCCUGGAUGCCCGUGAAGCUGCCCGUCUGUGACACCGCCCGCGACUACCAGCGGCUGCUCAACUAUACCCGCAUGUUCUCCCGCACCUACAUGGUCUGGUACCACAAUUCCGAGCAGCUAAGGGCCAACGAAUAUUAUGCCGCGCUGAAGAGGAUCGCCGACGGGUGCAAGGCGCGCUGCCGACCGCAGUGCUAUCAGGAGACUAUCACCCUGACGCUGUCCGACCGACUCAACCACAAGAGAAACCACCCGUGGAUGGCGCUGAGCGUCGUCCAGAGGCUCUACGUCUCGCGACAGACGCUCGCCUAUGACAUGCAACAGAUGGUCUCGGACAUCGGCGGUAAUCUGGGCCUGCUGCUGGGCGUCUCGGCGUUCACGCUGUACGAGUUCGUCGAGAGCUGCGUGCGCCGCUGUUGGCGCCGCCGUCAGCGGCGGGACGCGGGAGCCGACAGGAAGAGCUCGCCCGGCGGCGGGGACGGGGGCGGCUCGUGGGUGUGGGUCUCCGGCGUCACUCACGGCACAGUCGGCGAUCAGAAUGCCACCCAGACCCAGGCAUCGGGGUAAUCGCCACUGUCAUUCACCGUGUAACGAUUGUGAUGUAAAGGUUACGCCAGCGACACGAUGUGGUCAGUGUUGCCAUCGGCUUCUUUGGCAGACGGUGUCUUUUACCUUGUCACGGUUAUGAAAUGCAAUCGGAGCAACUUU